UGGACUUCGCCCGUACCCGGCUGGCCGCCGACGUCGGCAAGGGUGGCGCCCGCGAGUUCACCGGCCUGGGCAACUGCCUGGUCAAGACAUUCAAGUCGGACGGCAUGCUGGGCCUGUACCGCGGCUUCGGCGUCUCCGUGCAGGGCAUCAUCAUCUACCGCGCCUCGUACUUCGGCUUCUUCGACACGGCCAAGGGCUACCUGCCCGACCCUAAGAACACCCCGCUCGUCGUAUCGUGGGCCAUCGCCCAGACGGUGACCACCGUCGCCGGCAUCAUCUCGUAUCCGUUCGACACCGUACGGAGGCGGAUGAUGAUGCAGUCAGGCCGCAAGGGCACCGACAUCAUGUACAAGAGCACCCUCGAUUGCUGGCGCAAGGUAGCCGCCCAGGAGGGCGGCGGUGCCUUCUUCAAGGGCGCCUUCUCCAACGUCCUCCGCGGCACAGGUGGUGCGCUCGUGCUCGUGCUGUACGACGAGCUGAAGACACUCAUGUUCGGCUAGAUGUUGCGUCAGCACCGGUGUUAGGAGCCAGAGGUUGCCACUAGCCGUAUAUUACGUUGCUUCGCCGUUGGUCUCACGCGCGCCGCCCAACGUCAACCUGGUCCGGUGGUUUGUUGGGAAAUAGUUCUGGACCAGUGCAACAAUGCAAUGUACAUACUGAGGUGCACAUUCCGUGUACAUCAACCGAAGCUCACGCGGGUCCUUGUGGAAGCUGCAUUACGAACUGCCAUGUCAUCGCCCAGCCGACUUGCACGCGACGUAAUGUCCUGUAAUGAUGAGCGUGAGAGGGUAGGAAUGGCCGGCACCAUCCUCAGCUGUCGUGCGUGAGUUCUUCACAUGAGAAUGACCUGUCGCCUCAGGGAAUCUGUCAGUCACUGUAAUUCGAAAAUACACACGAGCACAGCCA
This is a messenger RNA of Pollicipes pollicipes, 906 nucleotides long. Its product is annotated as ADP,ATP carrier protein. Gene Ontology annotation, biological process: mitochondrial ATP transmembrane transport; mitochondrial ADP transmembrane transport; negative regulation of mitochondrial outer membrane permeabilization involved in apoptotic signaling pathway. Gene Ontology annotation, cellular component: mitochondrial inner membrane. Gene Ontology annotation, molecular function: ATP:ADP antiporter activity. Lineage: Eukaryota; Metazoa; Arthropoda; Thecostraca; Pollicipedomorpha; Pollicipedidae. The record is from RefSeq and is a predicted model, not a curated record.